Messenger RNA from Chelonus insularis, 2523 nucleotides. RefSeq lists its product as uncharacterized. The record is from RefSeq and is a predicted model, not a curated record. Bases 294 to 2183 code for a protein of 629 amino acids. The transcript is spliced from 5 exons. NCBI's taxonomy places the organism in Eukaryota, Metazoa, Arthropoda, Insecta, Hymenoptera, Braconidae.
CAUAAAAAAUUAUUCAUGAUAAAAUUUAUUGAAUUAUAUUUCAAAAAAUAACAACAAAAAAGGCUUGGCCAAAGAAAUAAUAUAUCAGUAUUGUCAUAAUAAAAAAGAAAUGAAAAAAAGGACAUAGAGUCUAAAAAAUUUGCUAUGUCUACACAUAAAGAAAAUCAUAUGUUUUUACAACAUUGUACGUUAGUAUUUAACGUAUUAUAAUUGAGUGUUAACGAAAAAACUAAUGAAAAAGUAAAAAUAUUAAGACUGAAAUUUAAACUUUAAAAAAAGAAAUAAAAACAAAAAUGAAAACCAUGGGUGAUGUGGUUGCUGAUGUAGCAGAAGAAGAAGGAUGUAUUCACGAAAAUGAUCAGAAUGUAUUUGUUGGUAAAGAACUCAGUCAACGAACUUUUAAAUCAUUAAAAAGAGGUCUAGGAAGAUUAUGGAGAAGGCAUAGAGGCAAUGUUUCUAUCACUGAAUAUGAUCCUUGUUACAAAGUUGCUUAUCUUGGCAAUGUGCUUACUGGAUGGGCUAAAGGCGAAGACUGCAUUGAAAAACCAGUAUCAACCUUGUGGCGUAAUUACGUGAGCAGUAGUAGACCGGACGUUACGAUGAGAUUGACAAUAACGAAUGGUGGAUUAACUGCUUCGACCAAGGAUCAUGGAUUAACAGAGUAUUGGGCUCAUCGAGUGACCUAUUGUGCUGCUCCGGCAUCUCAUCCACGACUAUUUGUCUGGGUAUAUAGACAUGAAGGACGAAGACUCAAGCCUGAAUUAAGGUGUCAUGCUGCUUUAUGCUCUAAAGAAUCAACAGCAAAAAGACUUGCGUCCAUCUUAAAUACUAGAUUACAUCAAGCACUUGUGGAAUUCCGUCGUGAUAAAGUUUCUCGUCAAAAUGCUAGGCUUUCAUUAGCAAAUGCUGUUUACGAGAAUCCAUCACUUCCACGAAGAAAAAUAUUGCUCAGUACUGGGGGUCAAAAUUAUAGACCUCCUCUCGAAAGAUCAAAAAGUGCUCCAAAAUUAUCUUCAAUUGAGGAAGAUUCUGUAGCUGAAGAAAUAGAACAAAAGCGUUUACUUGAAGAAUUGAGAUCAUUGGAAAAUGUAGCACGCAGCUGGAAAGACCAGGACGGUUGGAGAUUGGCACGAUUAGUCGAUGCUUUAAAUCGUGCUGGUGCUGCUUCAAGUAGUGAUUAUUUAGACGAAAAUGCAAGCAUCUCAAGUGGAUGUGAAACUGCAAGUACUUCAAAUAGUGAAGAAAGAACACUUAUUAGUGAUGAUAAUCACCUAAUGAAUACUGGUUCAAACGAAUUACGAAAUAAUAGUAGACGAGUACUAUUCUCUAAUAGUAUUAUUUUAUCGUCAUCUAAUCCAAAAUUAUCACGUAAUUCAGAAUGUCCAGAUAAUUUCAUUUUAUACAAUGAGAACACAGCAUAUUCUUGCAAACGAAUUGGUCGAUAUACAUCUUCAAAUAGUGAAAAUGAUAAUCUAAUGGAAAAUGAAGAAUCUAAUGCUCAUCAAUCUACAAAUGUAUUUGACUUUGAAGAUAAUCAAAUUUUUCAUGAGAUUGUUGACUAUAGGCCGCAUGGUGAAAGUCCAAUAAGAAUAGAAAAUACAACCGGAAGAAGGAUGGAAGUGAAAGGUGAAAAGUAUCCAUCUUGUGUAGAUCAACUUUUUCAAAAUGAACAUGAAAGAUCCGAGCAAGAAGAUACAGAAGGAGAAAAAAAUGAACAUACAGAAUUACGUUUCAUAACUCUUGAUUCGUUAGAUGAAGAAGAAGCUGAUAGCGACGAAAGUGGAUAUGUUGAAGCACCACCAUCUAAAGUGGUAUUAUUGAAUCAAAGAGAUAAUUCAGAUUUUACUAAUAAAACUCGUUUGAAACCAAAUGAUGAUAUAAGUGAUAGCAUAAAUAAUCAAUCUUGUGAUCAAUAUGAAUUUGAAAAUUUAGCGAGGUUCAAAGAUAGAGAAAAAGUUGAUUUUAUUAAAUGUCCAAUAUCAGAAACAAUAAAAAAACUUGCAAAUGCAUCAUUAAAAAGUUCUAAAUCGUUAGAAAUAUCAACAAGUAAUUGCUUGAAAGCUCUAAAUACUUUUACAAAUUCAAAAUCGUUUGAUAGUAUAGAAACAAUAAAAUGUGAGGAUGAAUCACCAAGUCUUUAUCAACGAAAGCAAUUACUCGCACAACAAGGUGUAACAGUAUGAGUAAUGAAUUUUCAGUGAUCAGAUUUUUAUUAAGUAGAUUACUUAAUUGGCAAUUGACAAUACUUAGUAAUGAAAAAUAAUGUACACAAAAUUAUUUAAUUUAGAAAAGAAAUUACGUGAUACAUGCACGAUAACUAGUCUUUUCAUUAAUUAAGUUUUUUAUUUAGAAAGAUUGUGGAAUAAAACUUGAUAGUUAUAUAAUGCAUGCACAAAUUAUUAUUUUGAUUUUUUAAUUAAAAAAAAAAAGGAAAUAGAAAAAUUAUUUGAAUUUAUAUAGAUAGAAGAUUUGGUGAAUAUUUUUUUCAUGUAAAAAUAAUUAAAAACUUCUGAGAUGUACGUA